AAACACAAACGCACUCAGAUUUCCCAGACCCUGGUUUUCCUCCUGUGACAUUUUCGGGGUCGGGGCUCUCACCCUAAAGAAGCAGCCCCGCCCUGGGGUGGCCCCACCCUCUCCUGGGACCUGUCAUAAGCCGGACCCUGGGCCCCCAGCCGCGCAGUCCCAGCCGCCUUCCCCAGGCAGUGGAACCUUCGGGCUCCUGAGCUUCAGGAUGGUUCGUACUAAGACGUGGACCCUGAAGAAGCACUUUGUUGGCUAUCCUACUAAUAGUGACUUUGAGUUGAAGACAGCUGAGCUACCACCCUUAAAAAAUGGAGAGGUCCUGCUUGAAGCUUUGUUCCUCACCGUGGAUCCUUACAUGAGAUUGGUAGCCAAAAGAUUGAAGGAAGGUGAUACAAUGAUGGGGCAGCAAGUGGCCAAAGUUGUGGAAAGUAAAAAUGCAGCCCUACCAAAAGGAACUAUUGUACUGGCUUCUUCAGGCUGGACAACGCACUCCAUUUCUGAUGGGAAAGAUCUGGAAAAGCUCCUGACAGAGUGGCCAGACACAAUACCACUGUCUUUGGCUCUGGGGACAGUUGGCAUGCCAGGCCUGACUGCCUACUUUGGCCUACUUGAAAUCUGUGGUGUGAAGGGUGGAGAAACAGUGAUGGUUAAUGCAGCAGCUGGAGCUGUGGGCUCUGUUGUGGGGCAGAUUGCAAAGCUCAAGGGCUGCAAAGUUGUAGGAGCAGUAGGGUCUGAUGAAAAGGUUGCCUACCUUCAAAAGCUUGGAUUUGAUGUUGUCUUUAACUACAAGACAGUAGAGUCUUUGGAAGAAACCUUGAAGAAAGCCUCUCCUGAUGGUUAUGAUUGUUAUUUUGAUAAUGUAGGUGGAGAGUUUUCAAACACUGUUAUCGGCCAGAUGAAGAAAUUUGGAAGGAUUGCCAUAUGUGGAGCCAUCUCUACAUAUAACAGAACCGGCCCACUUCCCCCAGGCCCACCCCCAGAGAUUGUUAUCUUUCAAGAGCUUCGCAUGGAAGCUUUUGUCGUCUACCGCUGGCAAGGAGAUACCCGCCAAAAAGCUCUGAAGGAGUUGCUGAAAUGGGUCUUAGAGGGUAAAAUCCAGUACAAGGAAUAUAUCAUUGAAGGAUUCGAAAACAUGCCAGCUGCAUUUAUGGGAAUGCUGAAAGGAGAUAAUUUGGGGAAGACAAUAGUGAAAGCAUGAAAAAGAGGACACAUGGAAUCUGGAGGCCAUUUAGAUGAUUACUUAAUUUGUUUUUCACCAUUUAGCAAAAAUGUAUACUACCUUAAAUGUCUAAGAAAUGUACUUGUAAUGAGUUUGAGCUACUUAAUAAAAUACAUUUAAGUGCUA
Messenger RNA from Symphalangus syndactylus (siamang), 1345 nucleotides. It is a transcript of the gene PTGR1, whose product is annotated as prostaglandin reductase 1. Gene Ontology annotation, biological process: prostaglandin metabolic process. Gene Ontology annotation, molecular function: 2-alkenal reductase [NAD(P)H] activity; 15-oxoprostaglandin 13-reductase [NAD(P)+] activity. NCBI's taxonomy places the organism in Eukaryota, Metazoa, Chordata, Mammalia, Primates, Hylobatidae. The record is from RefSeq and is a predicted model, not a curated record. Gene Ontology annotation, cellular component: cytoplasm.